Messenger RNA from Nerophis lumbriciformis (worm pipefish), 1252 nucleotides. NCBI's taxonomy places the organism in Eukaryota, Metazoa, Chordata, Actinopteri, Syngnathiformes, Syngnathidae. The record is from RefSeq and is a predicted model, not a curated record.
CUGGAGCAAGUUUUUGCCUUGGGUGGAGUUUUCCUACAACUCCUUGAAGAGCUCCGCUACCGGUAUGUCCCCAUUUGAGUGCUCGUUGGGUUAUCAACCCCCCUUGUUUCCCCAACAGGAACUAGAAAUCGCUGUGCCCUCGACUAGGGCUCAUAUUAGGCGGUGUCAGAGGGUGUGGAGAGCCGCUCGUGCGGCCUUAGAGAGGGCCUCCGAGAGGAUGUGCCGCAACGCCAACCGUCAUCGCAUUCCAGCCCCGUCCUAUCGGCCAGGACAACAAGUUAUGCUACUCACAAAGGACCUCAGCCUCCAGGUACCAUCUAGAAAAUUGGCACCACGUUACGUUGGUCCUUUUGCCAUCUUGUCCAUCAUAAACCCUGUAUCUGUCAAAUUGGCUCUUCCACCCUCGGUCAAGCGGCACCCAGUGGUCCAUGUGUCCCAGAUUAAACCGGUAGCGGAGAGCGCUCUGUCUCCUCCUGCCCCUGCCCCCCCACCCUCGAGGUUCUUGGCGAACGGAGAUCAGGUUUGGACGGUCAAGGAAAUCCUCAGGGUCCGUCGACAAGGUAGGGGGCUCGUUUAUCUGGUCGACUGGGAGGGAUAUGGGCCAGAGGACAGAUCUUGGGUUCCUGCCUCCUAUCUUGCCGAUCCCUCUCUUCUGGAGGAUUUCUACCGUGCCAAUCCUGAUGCUCCCCGGCGCUCGUCGGGGGCCUCGCAUAAGGGGUGGGGUACUGUCAUGACGCGGAGUCGAACCCACGUUUCCUCUGCAGUUGGAGCUGCAGGCACCUCUCUUAACCCCUCUGCUAGCAGCACACUCAGACAAGCCUCUGCUCGCGCUGAGCACAACACACCCACACAGCAACAAGCCUGCAAACAAUUACUCAUCAGCGCACCUGGACUUGACGAGGGGGAGCAGCAUAAAGACCAGCGGACCUGAGGAACCUUUGCCAGAACGUCGCUAACCUUCCAUGACUCCCAUGUCCUCCGUGAUCGUGCCUUGUUACUCGACACCCAUCCGGAUUCCUGACUGCUCUCCAUGAUCCACGACCUCCCUGCUCGGACCCAGACCACGCUGCCCUGCUCUUGCCCACGACCACUUGCCUGUCCACGAACUGCCUCUUCGCCUUGCCCCCUUGGAUAACGACGAAAGAUACAAUCAACAUUUACAGACAACAACCCUUGGUAACAUUUACAUUAUUAAUUUUACACAUAGUCAACACUCACUCACUUUGAGUAGCAUACACACGCCACGUAUUCA